AGCCUUUUAAAUGUGGGUCCUGUGGAAAAAGCUUUAACCGAAAAGACACUCUUGAUAAACACAUCAGAAUUCAUACAGGUGAGAAGCCAUUCUUUUGUACUCUUUGUGGUAAAAGUUUUACCACAAUAAGUGGCUUCACUUCUCACAUGAGAAUUCACAGAGGUGAGAAGCCUUUUAAAUGUGAGUCCUGUGGAAAAUGCUUUACUCAAAAAGGCAAUCUUGAUAGACACAUCACAAUUCACACAGGUGAGAAGCCUUUUAAAUGUGGGUCUUGCGGAAAAAGCUUUACUCAAAAAGUCAAUCUUGAUAAUCACAUCACAAUUCACACAGGUGAGAAGCCUUUUAAAUAUGGGUCUUGCGGAAAAAGCUUUACUCAAAAAGGCCAUCUUGAUAAACACAUCAGAAUUCACACGGGUGAGAAGCCUUUUAAAUGCGAGUCCUGUGGAAAAAGCUUUACUCAAAAAGGCUCUCUUGAUAAACACAUCACAAUUCACACAGGUGAGAAGCCUUUUAAAUGUGGGUCUUGCGGAAAAAGCUUUACUCAAAAAGGCCAUCUUGAUAAACACAUCAGAAUUCACACGGGUGAGAAGCCUUUUAAAUGUGAGUCCUGUGGAAAAAGCUUUUACCAAAAAGGCAAUCUUGAUAAACACAUCAGAAUUCACACAGGUGAGAAGCCAUUCUUUUGUACUCUUUGUGGUAAAAGUUUUACCACAAAGACUAACUUCACUUCUCACAUGAGAAUUCACACGGGUGAGAAGCCUUUUAAAUGUGAGUCCUGUGGAAAAAGCUUUACUCAAAAAGGCAAUCUUGAUAAACACAUCAGAAUUCACACAGGUGUGAAGGCGUUCUCUUGUACUCUUUGAGGUAAAAGUUUUACUAGCAAAAAAAGCUUGAUUUUUCACACAGGUGAGAAGCCUUACAAAUGUCUGUCCUGUUGAAAAAGUUUUUCUCAGACAUCUUAUCUUACUAGUCACAUCAGAAUUCACAGCAGGUGAGAAGCCUUUCUCUUGUAUUAGGUGUGGGUAAAGUUUAAAUUGAAAUGAUAAUUUGACUUCUCACAUAUCAACUCAUGUGAGAAAUGUUUUCCAUCCAUGAAGCUGAUCUAAAAACAAAGAUUUAUUGAUUCCCAUAAGAAGUCUCAGCAGUUAGACGCCACAGAUAUGGACAGGAGAGACCUUUCCCAGGUUUUACCCGUGAUAGAAAGCCAUAAAACACUGACACAUUGUUUGUUUGAAGAACUGAACAAGGUUUAAAUUGUUUCUGUUAUUUAGUUCAAAGGUGAUGUUAUUGCUGAUCAAUUUGAAUCUGCUA
Cyprinodon tularosa is the source of this 1311-nucleotide messenger RNA. Its product is annotated as gastrula zinc finger protein XlCGF8.2DB-like. The transcript has a single exon. NCBI's taxonomy places the organism in Eukaryota, Metazoa, Chordata, Actinopteri, Cyprinodontiformes, Cyprinodontidae. The record is from RefSeq and is a predicted model, not a curated record. The coding region runs from base 147 to 863 and encodes 238 amino acids. Gene Ontology annotation, cellular component: nucleus.